UCGUUGCAUAAGGAUGUUACAACAUAGGGAUACAUCUUUGUGGUUGUCAUAAUUGUAUAAAAUGUGUUUAAAAACGUUUAGUAGAUAAGAUUUGCUUUUUUUAGUUGAUUUUGGCUCGUGAAAGAUGUUUCUAUCUAUGGUAUCGAGGGACGAAUGGCGCGCGCUGCCUCCGCUCGCUGACAUCCCUUUGGUGACACACCCUGUAGAAAACGUCAUCUACCAGCACAGCUUGGACGUCCCUGUCUGUGAAUCUGACCAGGAGUGUACGAAGGCUGUGCAGGAUAUGCAGAAAAAGGACAUGGAGGAAGGAAAACCAGACAUUAUCUACAAUUUCUUGAUCGGAGGCAACGGCAAAGUCUACGAAGGGCGGGGUUGGUAUAACCAAUCAGAUGUUCACAUGUACCCCGAGUAUAACGGAAAUCGCAUAGAUAUCGCAUACAUCGGCAACUUCACAACACCUCAACAAACGCCGGCGAAGCUACAGUAUAUGGGGAUAAAAUUGGCAGAGCUAGGAGUGGAUAUGAUGUAUUUGACCAACACUUACAAUGGGAUUCCGGACAAGUAUUGUGGGAUGGCUUGAAAAGACUUUGAACUAGUUUUGAAGCCCACGUGCAAAGACAGAUUGUUAAAUAAAACUUCGUUUAUAUAAAUAACAGUUACAGUACUGCCAAUUACAAUGAUUGUGAUACAUUGAGUUUUAACAAGUAAAAGCUUAACAUAGAUUUUGAUUGUGCUCGAGGUAGUCAUCAUACUACUGAAAUAAAAAGCAAUUGGAUUAAAGCCUCACAGUAUCAUUGGAGAUAUUUAAAAGUUAAAUAAAUAAUAAAUGCAUUUGCCAUGUUUUA
Messenger RNA from Macrosteles quadrilineatus (aster leafhopper), 845 nucleotides. RefSeq names its product peptidoglycan recognition protein-like. The record is from RefSeq and is a predicted model, not a curated record. NCBI's taxonomy places the organism in Eukaryota, Metazoa, Arthropoda, Insecta, Hemiptera, Cicadellidae. Bases 125 to 580 code for a protein of 151 amino acids. The transcript is spliced from 4 exons. Gene Ontology annotation, biological process: peptidoglycan catabolic process. Gene Ontology annotation, molecular function: zinc ion binding; N-acetylmuramoyl-L-alanine amidase activity.